Lindgomyces ingoldianus is the source of this 1071-nucleotide messenger RNA. RefSeq lists its product as uncharacterized. The transcript has a single exon. NCBI's taxonomy places the organism in Eukaryota, Fungi, Ascomycota, Dothideomycetes, Pleosporales, Lindgomycetaceae. The record is from RefSeq and is a predicted model, not a curated record. The coding region runs from base 1 to 1071 and encodes 356 amino acids.
AUGUCCGCACAUGUUAUUCCGUUACUCCACGAGGCAGCUUCCAAAACUGUCAAAACCCACCUCUCGGGCGCGACAAUGGCAGAGCUGACGGUGGAGCAGCAAAUACAUCUUAUGGCAGCGAGCCCACACUCGCCAGAGAAGCCGUCCCUCAGCGAGAUGACCUCGAAUCGGUGCUCGGUUGCGUCGACCACCAAGUCGACUCUCCGCCACUCGAAUCAGCUCCUCAUUGAAAUGCUCCAGAAUAUCCAAGCCGAGCUUUCAGCCCACCGAUCAAUCCUACUUGACGUCCAACAUCGUGUCUCUCAUCUAGAGCAUGAAUCGGUGGCAAGCAUCAACAACGACCCGCCACAACUUGCAGCACUUCAAGCCCUCGAGGGACGUGGCUCUAAACGAAACAGCAAGUUAGUUCCACCAGAAGGCCAGGUCUGGUGGCAAGCAUGCCAGAAUUUUGCCAGAAAUUCCGAUCCGCCACUGAGUGCAACUGAGUUUCUGCGAACUCCAAGGCGGCUCUCCGGUAUUGAUUGGCAAUCGAGUCGGCCAUCCGCGAAGCCUCGAACACCCCCAGCAACUCCUCCGGAAGUGGAAGAUCUUCCUCCACUGACACCCACUUCAGAGGAUAGUAAUCACAAUGAUGUUGAUCAGAGUGAUGUCGAUACUCCACACGUCGAGCACGAUAUUAGAAUUGAGGUCGAUGAGAUUAUUACGUCAACUCCCUGGCAAUCGGGGGAUAUUGAGACGGAAGAUGACAUCAAAGAGAGCACCGUCGAGAUCGACAAGAAGAAGUUACCAGUACCACCAACCCUUCUACCACCUCCAGGCGGAAAACAAAUUACAGUAAAUAACGAAGCGGUCAUCACAGUGGAAGAGACUGUGAGCCAUGUCGACAAUUUGCACAGAUACUACAAGGGCCGGAGAAGCUUAGUAACUUAUCGGGCACUUAUGAAGAACCAAAAAACAGAAAAGGGUUGGCGAAUCCUCUAUCUAUUAUCGAGCAUAAUUACUCACAUCUUCCCAGAGCACCUUGUCCUCAUCCAUUUCCACAAAGCGACCUAUUUAAAGGACGCCAAAUAG